Molecule: messenger RNA, 456 nt
Organism: Trypanosoma brucei brucei TREU927
Lineage: Eukaryota; Euglenozoa; Kinetoplastea; Trypanosomatida; Trypanosomatidae
Gene: Tb927.8.680
Exons: 1
Coding region: 1-456 (151 amino acids)
Source: RefSeq, a predicted model, not a curated record
AUGGUCGGGGCUAUGCAUGACAUACAAGUAGGAUUUCUUGACCGUUGCAGCGUGUUCCAAUUCACACUCACUUGUACUGUUCUUGACUUUCAAAAGGUAGCGGAGCCACAACCAAAGUCUCCAGGAAGUUUGCCAUCGUCUACACGCACGGCUCCAAACCCGAAUGGAGAGGAGGUUGAGAAGCACAUUAAUAAGGAACAGUACACCGUCAGAUGUCUCGGAAGUGAGGCUUACACAGAGGCACUAAAAAAUUACCUUGAUGAUGGCUGCAUAGUUCGUGUAAUAGGACGUUUGAAAACCACUGAAGUCGUGGAUGCUGGUAAGAAGCAACCGUUUCCGUGCAUCAUUGUCGAGCAGGGACGGUGGAGUACCGUUUCGCUUGUGCAUUCCUUACGGAAGCAACGGAGAGAUUGGCAGCUGCAGAACAUACUUACAUCAGUCGCUACGUUGGAGUGA